UAUGGUCUCUGUCUCUAAUUACAAUCUUUAUUUUUGGGUUUACCAUUAUUCACCAGAUACGUCGUCUUAAUUUCCCAAUUAGCUAUCAAAACCGAGCUUCCCUCUUGCUUGGAACUUAAUCUCAAGGCUCUUAGUGGGCUACUUAUUACGUUUGAACUUGAAAAUGGCGCUCGGUGUAAACCCUAGUUUUGAUUUGGCGCUAUAUCACUGCGUUGUUAUUUUUAGAUUUGGCGGCUUUAGGUGGGAAUUUUUUUUUUUUCAUUCGGUAAUAUUGGUGGUAUUGGCGUAUUUGGUUUUUGACUUUGUGUCCUUUAAGUUGUAAGCAGUCUAGCUUGCUAUGUUGGAGGGAAGAAAAGUUAAAAUUUGAGCUCUUGUUGAUGGAUAUUUAAGCUUACACGAUAUAGAACGAAGUAAUAACGUUAAAAUAUUGGAUUGUUUACUACGAAGGCAACUGAUUUGUUGUUUGAUUGAAAUUUCUGGGACGUCAUCUCUAGAGUAAUGGGUUUUUUCAUAUUCUAGCUUCAGUGUUCUAUCAAUUUAAAUUUUAUGUUUGCAGCAUUGAUCUUUGGAAUACUACUUAUGCUCUUUCCAGGGUUAAUAAGCAUUAGCAACUUUAAAAUGAUCUUUUUCUUAUUUACUUCUUUUAUAAAUUUAAAUUUCACACAAAUAAAAAUACGUACAGCAGAGUUAAGUUUGCAGCAUCUUCAAGUCCAAACUGCUAUAACGUUGACAAUACAAUAGAUUAAAAGAUGACUGCCAGUUGAGUUACUUCAAAGUGUUACUCUUGACAUUUUUCUUGGAGUUUGGGGAACAAAUACUUCAAUAUAGAUGUUAGUAGUUUCAAACUAACCAAAUCUAAAUACUUCUCUUUUCACCUUUUUCUUAUUUUAUUUUUUAAUUCUUAAUAAAAUUUCUGUGCUGAUGUUAGCCUAAGAUUAGUAAUGUGACAUGAGAUGAUUACUCCACAAAACUAAAUGUUUUACAUCUGUACGUGUACUUAUUUCUUUAGUUUUAAAAUGUUAUAAUACAAAACUGAUGUGCUGUAUUUAAGUUUAACGUGGAUGAAAAAGUAUAAUGUAGUAUGCAAUCUUGAUCUUUAAGUAUGAGCAAUUUCGAAUUCAAAUAUUUUCACUCUGAAACACCUUUAAAAUCUAUCUGAAAUUUUGUUAAUUAGUGGAAACUGGAAACUAUUAAUUUUAACUUGUACAAAUGGGAUUUCUUUGUACUAUUAUUUUUUAAUCAUGGUGGAUUCAUCCCUAUGUUCCUUUGUGCAUUCUUGAUUAUUUAUGACUCUCUAGCAGGCUGUUUCUUCUAUUUACCGUCCAAAAUGUCAGAGAGCAGCAUGUAAUGUCAUAUAAUGGUUUUGUACUUGGUGUCUAAGAAUAUGUUACUUGGGAGAAAAGUCAAUUCACGUUAUGCAGUGGUUGGUGGAAGUUUAUCAUAGCCUUUCAUGCAUGCUGUCCAAAAUUUGUACUUCCUGUUUGUUGGAUGCCAUUCAAGUCUAUAUAUAUUUUUACUUUAGCUUUGGACAUUAAAUGAAAUGCAGUUUAGCUUCUACACCUUCUUGUAGCGGUUUGAUGUUGGGAGCAGUAUGCCGGUGACAGUUUGGAGAAAUGCAAAGGUAUCAUGCUCCCAGCUGCACUGGUGCAGUUAAUAAUCCAAUUGGUGUGGCAUCUGUCAGGGAUACUGGCAGGGCUGAUUCGUCCUCAUUGCCAGCUAUUAAUUCAAGGCGGCCACCAUCACUGUCUGCAUACAAGUUGAAGUGUGAUAAAGAGCCUUUGAAUUCCCGACUUGGCCCCCCUGACUUUCAUCCCCAGAUUCCAAAUUGCCCUGAGGAAACUCUUAUCAGAGAAUAUGUGCAGUCUGGAUACAGGGAGACAGUUGAAGGACUUGAGGAAGCUAGAGAGGUCUCAUUGACUCAUGUUCAAGCCUUUAGUAAGCCUGUGGUCUUUAAAUGCAGAGAGGCAAUUAGAAAAUGUCUGCGGGCCAUUAAUGAGUCUCGUGCACAGAAGCGGAAGGCUGGUCAAGUUUAUGGUGUGCCCCUUUCUGGGUCAUUAUUAACUAAGCCAGGUGUCUAUCCUGAGCAAAGGCCAUGCAGUGAAGACUUCAAGAAAAAAUGGAUUGAGGGAUUAUCACAACCACAUAAGCGGCUGCAAUGUUUGGCCGACCAUGUGCCUCACGGAUACAGGAGGAAAUCCCUUUUUGAAGUUCUUAUCAGGAAUAAUGUUCCAUUACCAAGAGCAACAUGGUUUAUCAAAGUAACUUACCUCAAUCAGGUCCGCCCUAGUUCUGCCGGUAUCUCACCUGGCACCCCUGAUAAAACUCAGUUGUCACGGACAGAGCUUUGGACAAAAGAUGUCAUUGAGUACUUGCAGAUGCUAUUGGAUGAAUUCUUCUCGAGAAGUAAUUCCCAGUCUGCUUCACACAGUAGAGAUAGAUCUCCUCAAAUGUUAUAUGCUGGGUCAGUACAGCACAGGAGUGAUCCAGAACCAGUAUUUAUUGAUGGUGAGGAGCCUUCCCUAUAUUUUAGGUGGUGGUAUGUAGUACGGCUCUUGCAUUGGCACCACGCUGAAGGGCUUCUUCUUCCUUCUGUAAUUAUUGACUGGGUUCUUAGUCAACUGCAGAAAAAGGAUGUACUCGAGAUUUUGCAGUUGCUGUUAUCAAUCAUCUAUGGUGUUCUAGAUACCAUUGUUUUAUCUCAAACUUAUGUACGUGCUCUUGUAGGAAUAGCAAUUCGUUACAUUCGUGAACCUUCUCCAGGUGGAUCAGAUUUGGUAGAUAAUUCUCGAAGGGCUUAUACAAUGUCUGCUUUAAUUGAGUUGCUUCGGUAUUUGAUUUUGGCUGUACCAGAUACAUUUGUUGCUUUGGAUUGCUUCCCUUUUCCGCCAAGCGUAUUGUCUUAUGGAGUAAAUGAUGGGGCUUUUGUGUCAAAGGUGUCUGAGGAGGCAAGAAAGACCAAAGAUCAUUCAGCCGGAGUUGUUGGCAUGUUCAGAAAUAAAGGUCUUGAUGCUCAAUAUCAGUCCUUAUCCUUUGAUCAGGUUGUUUCUUCCAUCCAGAAACAGGCAGAUAACCUUGCGAAGGCUUCUUGCCCUGGCUAUCUGGUUCAUAGUGUAGCCACAGCUGUACAACCGUUGGAUAAAGUGCUUUUGCAGGGAGACAUUAGAGAGGCUUAUAGUUUUCUGUUUGAAAAUUUUUGUGAUGGAGCUGUUGAUGAAUGUUGGAUUGAAGAAGUCAGUCCUUGCCUAAGAUCAUCACUGAAAUGGAUUGGAACUGUGAGCUUGUCAUUUGUUUGUUCUGUAUUUUUCCUAUGUGAGUGGGCAACAUGUGACUAUAGGGAUUUUCGGGCUGCUCCACCUCUUGAUCUGAAGUUCACUGGCAAAAAGGAUUUUUCUCAGGUUCAUAUUGCAAGUUGGCUUCUUAAGUUACAGAUGAGAGAUUUGCAAAGUAAGCCUCGACGGAAGAAUGAGAGAUCCAUCGGAAUCAACAGUCUUGCCGAAGGUCUCAGUCACCAUAAUUAUGUUGGCAGGGUUCGCGUGGGAAAUGGGUAUGAAAAUAAGGGAAACUCAAAAAAUGUGACUGGAAAAAAUGGUAAUUCAUCAGAUAUAUUUGAGAGCCCAGGUCCGUUACAUGAUAUUAUAGUUUGUUGGAUUGAUCAACAUGAAGUUCAAAAAGGAGAAGGCUUGAAGCGUCUUCAGCUGCUCAUAGUGGAACUCAUACGAUCUGGGAUUUUCUGCCCCCAUUCAUAUGUAAGGCAGCUGAUAAUUAGUGGAAUUAUGGAUCCAAGAGAGCCUCUAGGUGACCAUAACCGACGGAAGAGACAUUCUCAAAUAUUGAAACAACUUCCUGGACUCUUUGUCCAUGAUGUUCUGGAAGAGGCAAGGAUUGUAGAAGGAUCAGAACUUUUGGAAGUCAUGCACGUUUACUCAAAUGAACGCCGUCUCCUACUGCGUGGGUUCCUUUGUGAGCAAUACCAAAAUUCAUCCAAAUCGAAUAUAUCAAUGCAGAAGCAAAAGUAUCACCUAACAUGCUUAAAGGAUGGUGGUUCUGCUGCUUCUUUUGAUCAGUGGAAAAUUAUACAGUCCUGCUCAAAUACUUUGACUUCUAAGAAAGUCAAGUCCAAUGCUGACAUUGAGGAACUGAAGACUUCCAUUUUAUUGCUGUUUCAGAUUCCUAACUUGUCCACAACUUCAGAUGUUGAACUGGAUGAAUCUCAAGGGAGUGUUAAGAGGGCUGCUGAGUCAAAUUCCAGUGGAGUGGAUUCAGUUGAAGCUACACCAGGGUCUGAGGAUUGUAGGAGGGCAAAGAGACAAAAGUUAAAUGAGAAGAAGAGCUCUUGUUUUCAGGGUCAUUCUCCAAUAUCGGAUGAUGAAGAUACAUGGUGGAUGGGGAAGGGGCACAAAUCCUUAGACUUGUCCAAAGUUGAUAUACCACAGAAGUCAUCCAAACAGGUCUCUAAGGGUAGGCAAAAGGUUGUGCGUAAAAGUCUAGCUCAAUUAACAGCUGCUAGGAUUGAGGGUAGCCAGGGAGCUUCUGCAAGUCAUGUUUGUGAUAAUAGGGUUGGCUGUCCUGAUCAGAAAAAUGGAACGGAAGGAGAAACUCUCAAGUCAGUGGAUGGAAUCAGAACAUUGCAGGGUGGAGAUAUUGCUUCAAUUGCAAAAGCUUUAAAGCAAAUGCGUUAUCUAGAGAAGAGGUCUAUUACUGUUUGGUUGGUAACUACUGUUAAACAGCUUGUUGAGGAGACUGAAAGGAAUGUUGCCAAGGCCAACCAGUUCACUAGGCCUUUUGUUUCUGCUGAUAAUAGAAGCUCCAUUCGAUGGAAGCUUGGUGAGGAUCAGCUUUCUGCUGUAUUGUAUUUGAUGGAUGUUUGUAAUGAUUUAGUUUCUGCAUCCAAGUUACUGCUCUGGUUGUUGCCAAAGGUAAUCAGCAAUGCCAGUCCUACAAUUAACAGUGGGAGGAAUGUGAUGCUGCUGCAAAGAAAUGUGGAGAACCAUGCAUGUGAAGUGGGAGAGGCAUUUUUGUUAUCAUGCCUCCGAAGGUACGAGACCAUACUUGUUGCCACAGAUCUGAUUCCUGAAGUCUUGACAGCUGCAAUGCAAUGUGUUGCCGUAUUACUGGCUUCUGGUGGCAGGGUUUCAGGUUCUGCAAUCUUAACUUAUUCUCGGUAUUUGUUGAAGAAAUAUGCCAACAUGCCAAGUGUCUUUGAAUGGGACAAGAAUUUUAAAGCAACUUGUGAUAAGAGACUUCUUUCUGAACUUGAACCUAGUCGAUCAUUGGAUGGACAGUUUGGAUUUCCACUUGGAGUUCCUGCAGGAGUUGAAGAUCUUGAUAAUUUUCUCCGUCAAAAGAUAAGUGGCAAUCGGAUAACUAGAGCUGGUAUCAGCAUGAAAGAUAUAGUUCAAAGGCACAUUGAUGAUGCUUUUCACUAUUACUUUGGUAAAGAGAGAAAGUUCUUUAAUGCUGGUACACAAAAAGGUCCUGGAUAUGAAAAAUCUGAUGGUGGUUACCAGAUCGCUCAACAUGUAAUUGUGGGAUUACUGGAUUGCUUUAGGCAGACUGGUGGUGCUGCUCAAGAAGGGGACCCUUCUUUGGUCUCUUCUGCUGUAUCUGCUAUAGUCAAUAAUAUUGGACCAACUAUGGCAAAAAUGCCUGAUUUUAUAGUGCCAUCUAACCAUUCAAAUUCUUCAUCCGCUAUGGCUUCAUUAACUAUUGCUAAACGUAUUUUGCGGAUCCAUAUAAGCUGCCUUUGUCUGCUUAAGGAAGCCCUUGGAGAGCGCCAGAGCCGGGUUUUUGAGAUAGCACUAGCAGCAGAAGCUUUUUCUGCUCUUGCUACAGCUUUUUCUCCAGGAAAGUCUUCUCGAAGUCAGUUUCAACUGUCUCCUGAAGAUUCUAAUGUGAAAAAUGAUAUGUCAAACAAUUCUGUGAGAUCUGCAAGGGUAACAAAAAUUGCUGCGGCAAUCUCUGCUCUUGUUGUUGGGGCUGUCAUUCAUGGUGUUGCGAGCUUGGAGAGAAUGGUAAAUGUCUUUAGAUUAAAGGAAGGAUUAGAUGUAAUUCAGUUUAUAAGGACUAUAAAAUCCAAUCCAAAUGGAAACACCUGUCCAAUUCCAGCUUUCAAGGUGGACGACUCCAUUGAAGUUUAUGUGCAUUGGUUUAGGCUGCUUGUUGGGAACUGCAGAACUUUAUUUGAUGGUUUAAUUGUGGAACUCCUUGGUGAACCAUCUGUAGUUGCUCUUUCAAGGAUGCAGCGAAUGCUCCCUCUUAAUUUGGUGUUUCCACCUGCCUAUUCUAUAUUUGCCUUUGUUAUAUGGAGACAAAUUAUUCUUAGCAAAGAUCUUGCAAACCGUGAAGACAUAAUUCAACUGUAUCGAUCUUUGACAAUGGCCAUAGGUGAUGCUAUUAAGCACCAUCCAUUUCGGGAUGUAUGUUUGAGAGACAGUCGAGGUUUUUAUGAUAUUGUAGCUACAGAUGCCAGUGAUGCUGAGUUUGCUGCCAUGUUAAGUGGUUUGGACUUGCAGUCUAAAUCUGCAGCAUUUGUCCCCCUUCGUGGAAGGCUAUUUUUAAAUGCCAUUAUUGAUUGUAAAAUGCCAGUGUCUAUGUCCACUCAGGAUGAUAGCAAUCGAGCUUCUGGACCUGGUGGAUCUAAAGGACAACAUACAGAGAACAAAACAAAGCUUCUGGAUAAGAUUGUGAAUGUAUUGGACACUCUGCAGCCUGCAAAAUUCCAUUGGCAGUGGGUUGAACUCAGGUUGCUUUUGAAUGAACAAGCCCUUGUUGAAAAGCUCGAGGCUCAAGAUAUAUCUCUUGCAGAUGCUAUCCGUGCAUCUUCACCUGGUCCUGAAAAAGCUGCUGCUUCUGAAAAUGAGAACAAUUUCAUUGUGAUCAUACUCACAAGAUUAUUGGUCAGACCUGAUGCUGCUCCCCUUUUCUCAGAGCUGGUUCAUGUUUUUGGGAGGUCACUAGAAGAUUCAAUGUUAUUGCAGGCUAAAUGGUUCUUAGGAGGCCAAGAUGUUCUUUUGGGACGAAAAACCAUUAGACAACGUCUUAUUAGUAUUGCAGAGAGUAAAAGUCUUUCAACUAAAGCUCAGUUCUCGAAGCCGUGGGGUUGGUGUAGGUCGGAUUUUGAUCCUCUAACAAACAGAGGAGACAAGAAGUUUGAGGUCACCUCCCUUGAAGAAGGAGAGGUUGUUGAAGAUGGCUCAGACACAAAAAAAUCUGGAAAAGGGUCAACUCAAAUGCUUAAUUCUGAUGGCUUCAGCGUGAGCCAGCAGUCCAAAACUGAAAGGGCUUUCAUUGAACUGGUCCUUCCCUGCAUAGAUCAAGGUUCUGAUGAGUCACGCAAUGCAUUUGCAAGUGAUUUGAUCAAGCAAUUGAAUAAUAUUGAGCAACAGAUAAAUACAGCCGCUCGCAGUGCAAGCAAGCAGGCAGGAUCAGUUUCUUCUGGACUGGAAGGUCCUGCAAGUAAGAGUAGCAAUCGCAAAGUUAUAAGAGGUGGUAGUGCAGGAAUGAAUAGACGGACUGCAGGAGCUGCUGAUUCUGCUUUGCCACCCCCUGCAGCCUUGAGAGCUUCCAUGUCACUGCGGUUGCAGUUAUUGCUGAGAUUGCUUCCUAUCAUAUGCACAGAUGGGGAGCCUUCAGGACGGAACAUGAGGCACAUGCUUGCAUCUGUCAUACUUCGCCUCCUUGGUAAUCGUGUUGUGCAUGAGGAUGCAGACCUCUCAUUCUCUCCACUGCAAAGUUCUCAAUCUAAGAUGGAGUUUGAGUCUCCAUUAGAAACUCCGUCUGCAGAUUUAUGUGGUGAAAGUCUGUUUGAUCGGCUGUUGUUGGUCCUUCAUGGAUUGUUAAGCAACAAGCAGCCUAUUUGGCUGAAGUCAAGGUCUUCCUCCAAGUUAAUGAAUGAUUUUUCUGGGGACUCUCCUGGACUUGAUCGUGAGGUGUUGGAGAGUUUACAGAAUGACUUAGACCGCAUGCAGCUGCCCAGCUCUAUCCGGUGGCGUAUCCAAUCUGCAAUGCCAGUUCUUCUUCCUUCAGUAAGAUGGUUCUUCUCUUGCCAUUUAUCAUCUGUUCCUGUUGUUGCUGUUGCUUCACUUCAACCUAGCAUUACAAUUUCUGGGUUUCACUCUGGAAACCCCUCGCAGAAAAAUCCUCUUCCAUUGGCACGAACAGCAAUGAAUGUGCCAGGGAAGUCCAGGCCAUUGCCAUUGCAACAGGAAAAUGAUAUGGAAAUUGACCCAUGGACGCUGUUGGAAGAUGGCACAGGAUCAGGUCCUUCUUUGAGUAACACUGCUGUGAUUGGCAGUGGUGACCAUCCUCAUCUUCGAGCCACCAGCUGGCUUAAGGGAGCUGUAAGGGCCAGGAGGACAGACCUCACUUAUAUUGGUGCCGUUGAUGAUGACAGCUGAUUAAAGUUAACUUUCAUUCUUGGUUUGGCUUGGAGUCACCAAUUCCCUCGACAGGUAACAAUUUUGUUUGUCAUGCGUAUUUGGCAUCAGGCUUCCACAUUGUUUUUGCCCUUCCUCCCUUUAAUAGCUAGGGGAGCUGUGAGAGACGCAUGUAGUCCUUGUGAAGGUAGUGAAGAUGCCUUACACAACCUGCUCUGCCAGGUCUCGGACUCUCGGGCCACUUGAUUACUAACAUUUUGAUCACCACCCAUCUGGAUGGUGUACUCCAGGUGCAGUUGGAGUUUUGUUGUAUAUAUGGAGAUAAUUAAUAUUUUGGGGCAUGUAGUCCUUGUGAAGGUAGUGAAGAUGCCUUACACAACCUGCUCUGCCAGGUCUCGGACUCUCGGGCCACUUGAUUACUAACAUUUUGAUCACCACCCAUCUGGAUGGUGUACUCCAGGUGCAGUUGGAGUUUUGUUGUAUAUAUGGAGAUAAUUAAUAUUUUUUUUUACUUCACUGAUUCAUUAGAGUCAAAUCUCUCAGGAAUAAUUUGUAUCUAUUUCAUGUGCAUCAAUCUAUUGUUGCAUCCUCUCUAUCUCUGUCACCUCUUCGGGACUUGAAUAUGUGCACGCAUGCACAUCCACUGAUGUGAGGGUGCAAGCGAUGGCUUAAUACAUGAUGGAUCGGAAUGUUCAGAGUCAGCUUAUUAUCUUCUGCAUUAGGGUUAGAACAUUGUUGCUUCAUCAAACACAUCAUCAUUCCCCUUCGAGUUGUAUGAUAUCGGCCUAAUUUUGUAAUUAUUUACAGAUGGCUAUGAUCUGUUAAAUUUUAAAAUGAAAUAUAAUUUACAAGUGAUAUGUUGAAUGAUAGAAUCCAGAAUUCCGUGUAUUA
Messenger RNA from Manihot esculenta (cassava), 9266 nucleotides. RefSeq names its product mediator of RNA polymerase II transcription subunit 12. The record is from RefSeq and is a predicted model, not a curated record. Bases 1614 to 8396 code for a protein of 2260 amino acids. The transcript has 12 exons. Gene Ontology annotation, molecular function: transcription coregulator activity. Gene Ontology annotation, biological process: regulation of transcription by RNA polymerase II. NCBI's taxonomy places the organism in Eukaryota, Viridiplantae, Streptophyta, Magnoliopsida, Malpighiales, Euphorbiaceae. Gene Ontology annotation, cellular component: mediator complex.